Messenger RNA from Solanum verrucosum, 1674 nucleotides. Its product is annotated as probable pectinesterase/pectinesterase inhibitor 51. Gene Ontology annotation, biological process: cell wall modification. Gene Ontology annotation, molecular function: pectinesterase inhibitor activity; pectinesterase activity. NCBI's taxonomy places the organism in Eukaryota, Viridiplantae, Streptophyta, Magnoliopsida, Solanales, Solanaceae. The coding region runs from base 1 to 1674 and encodes 557 amino acids. The record is from RefSeq and is a predicted model, not a curated record. The transcript is spliced from 2 exons.
AUGAUAUCUCAAUAUUUUUCUCUAACAUUCUUCUAUCUUUUCCUUUUCUUCUUCUUCUCUUUUUCCGAACCUCAUUCGUCAGAAAAUUCAGUUACACAUAUUUCCCUCCCUCCUUCUCCUUCUCCGUCUCCGUCUCCGAACAACAUUCCAAUUGAAAUCCAAUUAGCUUGUAAAGCCUCAAAGGACCCACCAACAUGCGAAUCCUCAUUAACGGAACUUUCACACAUUCCGUCAAAUCUAACGGCGUUACAAAUCAUCCUCUCCGCAUUGAGCGUUUCAUCUCAGAACCUCACUAGUGCUCAAUCAAUGGUGAAGAACCUCCUCGACUCCGCCGGCGCCGGCGACGCCAAUCUCACCGUCGCCGCGAAAAAUUGUUUACAAGGAUUCGGUAAUUCGGCGUACAGGCACAAUCUGACGGCUGCCGCAUUGCCACGUGGCGAAAUCAAGGACGCUCGAGCAUGGAUGAGCGCAGGUUUGGGAUACCAAAUCGGCUGCUCAUCGAAUUUACUGAGAGUAAACGGAACCCUUCCGGUGGCCAAAACGUUAGAGGUAAUGAAAGGUUUAAUUGAAUUUACUACAAACGCUUUAUGGAUGAUAGUGAAUUAUGAUAUUCACGGGAAUGAAACCGGGUCGUGGGCCCCACCUAAAACGGAGCGAGACGGUUUUUGGGAAAUCGGGUCAGAAUCCGGGUUUGGGUUCAGGGGUGGGGUUCCAUCGGGUUUGAGCCCAAAUGUGACGGUUUGUAAAGAUGGUGGUUGUGAUUACAGGAUGGUGCAAGAGGCGGUGAAUGCAACCCCGAAUAAUUUGGGACCCGGGAAGUUUGUGAUACGGAUCAAAACCGGGUUGUAUGAUGAGAUAGUUCGGGUACCCUUGGAGAAGAGAAAUGUGGUGUUUUUAGGUGACGGGAUGGGUAAAACCGUCAUUUCAGGAUCGUUGAGUGUUGGCCUAAUACCUGGAAUGUCCACUUACGAAUCUGCCACAGUUGGAGUAAGUGGUGAUGGAUUCAUGGCUAGUGGUUUAACAAUCCAGAACACAGCCGGUAUCGGGGCAGGACAAGCAGUAGCUUUCCGGUCUGAUAGCGACCACUCAGUAAUCGAAAACUGUGAAUUUCUUGGCAAUCAAGACACACUCUACACACAAUCGUUACGACAGUACUAUCAAUCAUGUCGCGUUCAGGGGAACGUAGAUUUUAUUUUUGGUAACGCAGCAGCAUUCUUCCAGGACUGUGAAAUUCUAGUCACUCCCCGGGUACUCAACCCCGAAAAAGGUGAAACUAAUGCAGUAACUGCUCAUGGUAGAUUAGACCCUGGACAAUCAACAGGAUUCGUAUUUCAAAAUUGUUCAAUCAAUGGAACGAAAGAGUACAUGAAUUUGUACCAUAGUAACCCGAAUUUGCACAAAAAUUACCUCGGAAGGCCUUGGAAGGAGUAUUCUAGGACGGUUUUUUUAAAUUGUAAUUUAGAAGUUUUGAUCCGCCCUGAGGGCUGGAUGCCAUGGAGCGGCGAGUUUGCUCUUGCGACGCUCUAUUAUGGUGAAUUUAAAAGUAGUGGUGAUGGAGGUAAUGUAACAGGAAGAGUGCCAUGGAGUAAUCAAAUUCCAGGUGAACAUGUUGAGUCUUACUCAAUUAAGAAUUUUAUUCAAGGGGAUAAGUGGAUACCUCCAUCUUCUUGUUAA